CCGCUGUUUCGGGGGGGUCACGCGGACUCAACUGCGGGGAAAACUGUUCAAUGUAACCCGCAGUUCCGUUGGAAACUGGAAAACUGCGACAGUUGAAUAUCUAGCGAUUUCCAACAGAACUGCGGCCAAUGUAUUUCUGCCCUUAGCCUCAGGUUUAGGUUUUGUUGGCGGGAUAUAGUACUAGUAGUAGAGACUGGAGCUGCAUGUGUAGAGUGACGAAAGAUUGGGCUGUCUGCUCAGAACUUCAGAACAGGAAGUGAGAUCCUUGAUCCGCGCAAAGAGAGCGACGCAGAGCUCCAUUUUGCACGUUGUCAGGCUCAUAUUGUUGCAUGCGCAUUGUCGGGGCUUUUGAUAUAAGACGCCUUGUGAUUCUUGACUGAGAGGCAUGGCUCCCGAAACGCCAGAUACUGGCGUAAGAGCAAAUGGCACACGGGAGGGGCCUGCCUGGAGCGGUGCGAGCUCAGCCAAAGAAACCAAAGGAAAUGGGCACGCUCAGGUGCCAGAUCUUGAGGCAGGCAGGCCGCCGCUUAAGUCACAAGUCAGCUCAUUGGCCCGGGUGGAUGUUCCUAUCACAGUCAAGUUCAGGGAUGUCCGAUAUGAAGUGGUCAUCCGUCCACACGAGCCGUGGUUUCAGCGGUUGUCGCUGAAGAAGACGGGCGAGGCAAUGGGGGUAGUCAGGAAGGAGAUUCUGCAUGGGAUAAGUGGGGCAGUGCUGCCAGGCGAGAUGUUGGCGAUGCUGGGCCCCUCCGGCUCUGGCAAAACGACCCUGCUCAACGUUCUGGGGGGGCGCCUCCGGCAGGGCGCGUCGGGGGGAAUCCUGUACAACGACCUCGCAUACCAAAAGUCGAUGAAGCGCCAAAUGGGGUUUGUGACGCAGGACGAUGUGCUGUAUGCCACGCUGACGGUGCGCGAGACGCUGCAGUACGCGGCGCUGCUGAGGCUGCCCAAGGAGCUGACGAGGGGCCAGAAGCUGCUUAGAGCAACGGAGAUUAUGGAAGAGCUCGGGAUUGAAAAGUGCAAGGACACAAUCAUUGGAGGCCCGUUCAUGCGCGGCAUCUCCGGUGGCGAGCGCAAGCGCGUGAGCAUCGGCCACGAGCUGCUGAUCAACCCGAGCCUGAUGCUGCUGGACGAGCCAACGUCCGGACUGGACAGCACCACUGCGCUGCGGAUCCUCACCACUCUCGACCAGCUUGCCAAGGGCGGCCGGACUGUGAUUACGACCAUCCACCAGCCAAGCAGCAAGAUGUUCCUCAUGUUCGACAAGCUGCUCCUGCUGGCCGAUGGCAACACGCUAUACUACGGGGCCGCCAGAAACGCCAUGGACUACUUUGCGCAGCGUGGGUACACGCCCAAAUAUGCUACCAACCCCGCAGACUAUCUGCUGGACCUGGCGACGGGCGAGGUCGCUGACGGCCCUGAGAAUGCUCAGGCGGUGAAAGACGAGCUGGCAACAGCGUACGGCCAGACCCAGGGUCCUCUCGAGCUACAAAGAAUGGACAGCCUGCCUGCGGCCUCAGCGGAGGACCAGGCACGCAGCGUGGGCAAGAAGACGUGGCCCUGCUCCUGGCUCGAGCAGUUCGUGCUGCUGACGCUCCGCGGCAUCAAGGAGCGCCGCUUUGAGGCGCUGGGCGGGCUCCGCUUCGUGCAGAUCGUGGCCAUCUCGGUCGUCUGCGGCUGCCUCUGGUUCAACUCCAAGAACCGCACGGAAGCAGACAUUGCCGACCAGACCGGAAUCCUCUUCUUCGAGAGCACCUUCUGGGGCUUCUUCCCCCUCUUCACUGCACUCUUCACCUUCCCCCAGGAGCGCCAGAUGCUGAACAAGGAGCGCGCCGUCGGCAUGUACCGGCUGACGGCCUACUUUUUUGCGCGCACCGUGGGGGACAUGCCGCUCGAGCUUAUCAUGCCCUUCGUCUUCACCAUCAUCGUCUACUGGAUGGCUAACCUGAAGCAUUCAGCGGCGGCCUACAUUCUGCACCUGCUGACGUUGCUGCUCGCGGUGCUGGUGUCACAGAGCCUGGGCCUGCUCAUAGGCGCCACCGUCAUGGACCUCAAGAAGGCCACGACGCUGGCGAGCGUUAUCAUGCUGGCGUUCCUGCUGACGGGAGGCUACUUCGUGCGGCAGAUUCCGGUGUGGAUCCGCUGGCUCAAGUACAUCUCCUUCCCCUACUACACCUUCCGGCUCCUUUUGAAGAUCCAGUACGACCCGAAGUCCGCAUACGAGUGUCCUGGAGCGAGCCCCGACAACACGUGCCUCAUCCAGAACGCCCCUGCACUGCACGGGGUGCCCUUGGGAGGGGGCGGCAUUGAGGCGAUGGCCCUUAUCAUCAUGCUCAUUGGCUACCGAUUCUUGGCGUAUGCGGCUCUGAGGGUGUUGAAUAAAGGCACAAAGUGAUUUGGGGAGCUGCUCUUUGCUCGACAGGUUUUGCGCGCGUUUACAGGCUAACGUUGUGUAGGGACAGGCUUUGGGAAAGGUCCGUGUCAUCGAGGAAGGGAUUUGAGCGUGAGAUUUGCAGCUGUGAAUGUAGCUGCGUAGUGACCGGGUUGCUUGAGUAGAGCCUGCGGUGAGCCUUGAUUUACGUACAUCAUCGUACCCCAGUAGCUCAAAGUCCCUUCUUUGAUUUCGUACUAGCUCAGCACUUCCAAUUAGGUAUUUCAAACUAAAAUAUAAAGAAUGUGUAAUUACAGUCGCUCAAACACUGAUUUUGGUGGAUUCCGCUUGGCAAGAUCGCUGACAAUCCUUCUGAUGUUGUUCCAAGAAAACGAAGACGUAAUACAAGUAGUAGGUUCUGGGAACAAGCUUGCUCAUGAAUCCUGACUAAUUGGUAGACAUUGAAAUCGGAUGGAGUAACAAUCACUUUGCCAUUUGCUCGUGUAGCAUCUGUUAUAUCUCGGGCAAGUCACUGUGGUCAACGUACCUUGACCGAGCAUGCUAGCCGUUGAACCCGGAA
Messenger RNA from Klebsormidium nitens, 2948 nucleotides. NCBI's taxonomy places the organism in Eukaryota, Viridiplantae, Streptophyta, Klebsormidiophyceae, Klebsormidiales, Klebsormidiaceae. The record is from the annotation of a GenBank genome assembly.